AUAAUGGACUAAUAGGCGCCAUUGCAGCACAUCGAUCAUCGAAAACGAAACAUUUUGCUCUGCCAUAGCCAUUUCAUGUAAGCUGUUUCGUACAUUCAAACUCUUUGAAGAUGUAUGCAGCAGGCACAUUACUGUUGACCCUCCUUGCUGUGCUGCUCGUUUUUCUCGUGCACCCACUGAUGGCUGCAGUAGCUGCUGGGGAAGGAUCAGCAGCUGGGACUGAGCCAAUCAUUGAGCUGUACAUGCACGACAUUCUUGGGGGCAGCAGCCCUACGGCUAGGCCGGUCACAGGCCUGUUAGGGAACAUAUACAGCGGCCAGGUGCCUUUUGCGAGGCCACUCGGGUUCUUGCCCCCAGAGGACGGGGUGGCCAUUCCCAACGCGAAUGGUGUGGUUCCCACCAUUAAUGGAAAUAACGGAGUCCCCUUGGGGACUGGCCUAGCUGGGACGCUGUUUGCACCCAAUGGCCAAAACCCAAACCAAAAUCCAAACAACGUCCAGACUCAGCUGGGUCCCGAUGGGCUGGGCCUAGGGUUCGGGACAAUCACCGUGAUCGACGAUAUCCUCACUUCCAGUCCUCAGCUGGGUUCUCAGCCCAUCGGCAAGGCACAGGGAGUGUAUUUGGCAAGCUCUGCCGACGGAACGACGCAGAUGAUGGCAUUCACAGCCAUGAUGGAAGGCGCUGAAUACGGGGACACCCUGAACUUCUAUGGAACGUUCAAGAUUGGGAGCGCCAUGUCGCGUCUAUCGGUUACUGGUGGUACUGGGAGGUUCAAGAAUUCGUGUGGAUUUGCUGAAGUGAGGUCGCUCAUCCCAGAAGGACAAAUUGCUUCAGGUGGCGUCGAGUCACUACUGAGGAUCACAGUCCAUCUCAAGUACUAGUUGGGUUUUAUGUUAUUGAUAUGAUGACGAACAUUAUCGUGUGAUGUUUUUCGAAAUUACAGAAUCUAAGACAUGUAUGUUUCCAAUUUGUGAAAUAUCCCAAAGCACUUGUUUCAUGUCUA
This is a messenger RNA of Punica granatum (pomegranate), 1003 nucleotides long. The record is from RefSeq and is a predicted model, not a curated record. NCBI's taxonomy places the organism in Eukaryota, Viridiplantae, Streptophyta, Magnoliopsida, Myrtales, Lythraceae.